Aureobasidium namibiae CBS 147.97 is the source of this 3699-nucleotide messenger RNA. RefSeq lists its product as uncharacterized. NCBI's taxonomy places the organism in Eukaryota, Fungi, Ascomycota, Dothideomycetes, Dothideales, Saccotheciaceae. The record is from RefSeq and is a predicted model, not a curated record. Bases 1 to 3699 code for a protein of 1232 amino acids. The transcript has a single exon.
AUGGCAGGACUUGGAUACUUGAUUCCUGGACUCUUGUUGGGUCUGGGAAGCACUGUGUCUGCAUCCCCUUUGGCUGUUCAGCAGCUGAACGCCACUUUCACUAAUGCCACCUCCAUCCCUCAUUACAACAACUACACCAGCACCAAGACUCUUCUGAGCACUGCUACCAUCUACAACACUGCAAGCACCCGUGCGGUCGUUGUUGCAACAGUUGGAGGAUAUCAAUCAGGCUCUUUUCCAAGAUCCUCCUCGGGUGCUGCUGUCAACGCUGAACACUACGACCAGAGCUCUGGUUCUGCUGCUGUGCAAGGCUAUGGCUCUGCUUCUGCGUCUUCAGCCGUCGCUGUUCAGAUUGGGUCUCAAGCUCAGCCCCCAGCAAACUCGGUUGGAUUCCAGACCGUGGUUGUGACCCAGACCGUGGCCGGCUGUGCUCUCGACGAGUCUACUGGUGCACCAACAUCAACCGCCAACCACGCUCCUUUUGCUGUCGCAGCAUCUUCCGUCGGCACUGCUCAGUACGCAGCUGCUACUGUUCAGCCUGCUGUUCAUUGGGACUACCCUCUUGACAACCUUGACAAUCUGAUCCCGUCAAAGAAUGCCAGUCUGUACUACGGUCUUGCUGAUCCUAAGGUUGAGCAUCCAUUUGCAUCUGUCGUCACUGACUUGACUCACGAUACCGUUGUUCUUGACCACUCCUCUUACAUCUCUGGAACCUCGUGUUCCGAAGAUGGUAUUCUUGUUUCUUUCACAACCACCCAAGCUUUCAACUUGGCAUGCGACAGCUGGUCAAGUGUCUCUACCGGUUUGGUCCUCUCGACCUAUGUUGACGGAUGUCACGGUGAGACCGAAGACCAACGCACUUUCUGGUUGAUCGCCUCGCUCUCUUUCGAUAACAAGACCCUGACUAUCAAGGCGGUCGUCAAUGAGGAGCUCGGAAUCGGCUCGAUUGCCCACACGGUUGAUCUCAUCUGGGGUACAUACACGCCUGGAAACAGUGGUUCCUCUGCCAUUGGGGGUAGCACUUCAUCUGCUGGUGGCGCAAAAGUCAGCUCUACUUCCACCUCCGGCUCAGGUGCCAGCAACCCACUCACCGGCGCUGUUCCUACUCGUACCUCAGGUUCGUCCAGCAACGGUACUCUUUACGGAUCUACUUGCGGAACCGCUCCCUCAUCAGUCAUUGAUGGCCUGCCUGCCAUUGAUUGUGGUGACGCGGAAUUCGAUACUCGUCUUGACCAACGUAUCGGCUUCCUUGACACCACUGGCGAUGACUACGCAGCCAGUGUUCGCGACUUCCUCCCUGACGAACAAUUGGAUGCAGAGGAUCUUGCGGACAACGAAGUGGACCUUACUCGCCGCGAUCUGUCUCGACUACAGAAGCGUAGCUUUGGUUCCUGGUUAGUGGGUGGUCUCAAGUCGGUCGGCAACAAGAUCGUAGAUACCGGCAAAGCAGCCGGUACCUUUAUCGCCAAGGGUGCCGGAGUUGUUGUAGAUGUUUACGCUGGUGCUGGCAAGAUCGCUCUGGCUGGUGUUCGCAGUGUUCCCGUUCUCGGAACAGCACUUGACACAGUGAGCGGAGGAGCCCUUCAGGACCUCUCGAACUUCAAUCCCGAGAUCAAGGGUUCUCAAGACUUCAACUUCGGUCCUUCGGCUACUGAAGAUUCUCCUUGGGGCAAAGCGUAUUCGAUCUACUCCAAGAAGAAGGACUUCAACGGCGACAAGGGCAGCGCUGAAGUGAACCUGUAUUGCUACGAUUGCGGUGUGAAGGGUCGAGUAUCAAUGGCAGGGCAAGCUAAAUGGAACGCUAAGGACGGUCUCCAGUCGCUGAAUGCUGGUAUCAACGCUAACAUCGAGGCUGGCGUCCAUCUUGGUCUCACCGCUUCUGCAACUUACAAGGACGAGAAGACCAAGAAGAUCAUCAACCAGCCUCUUCCUGAGGUCGGUGUUUCCGUUGGCAAGCUGUUCACCGCUGGUGUUUACCUUAGCGUUGAUGCAAAGGCUGCAGUCGAUGUUAGCGCUGAGGGUCAAGUUCUUGUUGGUGUCGCUAUGAAGAUCCCUAACUUCGAAGCCAAGCUCAACCUUCUCGAUGCCGAUAGCUCCACCAAGAGCAGCGUUACUGGCUUUACUCCUGAGUUCACCAAGAGAUUCGAAGCUAGCGGCAAGCUCAGUGCCCAGCUUACUUUGAGUCUGCCUAUCGCUAUCAACGCUGGUAUUGAGAUCCCUCCUCUUAACCUCAAGAGAGUGUUGGCUUUGAUCGAGGAGCCCAGUGUGUAUGGCAAUACUACUGUUGCAGCAUCCACUGCAAAUGCCGAACCGGCCAGCGAGACCUGCAACAACGGUAUCGAGUACUUUGCCAAUGUUCAAAACGAUAUCAAGCUCGACUUCCUCGGCAUCAAGACUUUUACACUGCACCACUACGAUUCUCCUCCUCUUCUCAAGGGUUGCAAGAAAUUCGACGGCUCAAAGGCAACAAUCAAGGCCUCCUCAGAAGCUUCUACUGCUACCUCGGGUGACAGCACUGCGACCGCUACUGACGUACCCAAUACUACCACCACUGGUACUGAACCAACGGCAACUGAUGAUGCACCCGAGCCCUCAGGCACCACGACUACAGCUGGGCCUACUGCAACUGACUCUGACGACGCACCUGAACCUACCGAGACCGGUGACGCAUCUGAGCCUAGCACCACCGACUCUGGAGAUGCGCCCGAGCCUACCGAGAUUGGUACUUCUGAUGACGGAACACCCACGCAGACCGACGGAGAAUCUGCUCCUGAAGCCACUGAGGAGCCGACGUCUGGUACUGAAGGACCUGCAUCUGGCACCGAAGGGGAGAGUGUCCAAGAACCUGCUAUAGAGUCUGACGAGCCUGCUACGACUUCUGGUGAGGAGACAUCUGGUGAAGAGCUUCAAAGACGCCAUGCUCGUAGCUUCAUGAUCCGCCGCCAGGACAACACUACCUCGACCACAUCGACUACUGACCCCGAUGCCUCCGAUUCCUCCAGCGACGAUGACAAAUACGUUUUCGACGAUGACAGCAACUACGUCGAGUCUUUCGACAACAACGUCGCCACAGACGCAGAUCUUGCCGACGAUGCCACUGGCGACUACUCCGAAGAUCCCGACAACACCGCCUUUACAGAGAACACAGACAAGGCUCUCCAACUUGCCUCCGCGCCUGAAUCUCCCAGCGACGCAAAUUACACCCAACUAAUCGAUAUCUCAAAAACCCUCGCCGUCAUCCCCAGCGCAAACGGCAACCUCUACGCCGCUACCUACAGCGAAGCCUUGCUCCAAACCGACGCCAACCUCUUCGGCCACUACGACAACUCCAUAUUCGGGGAUGACAGUGGUCGUUACCUCCACUUCCACCCCGACGAGAUGAAAGUCUACGGUGCCAGUCGUCUGCGUCUGAGCGACGAAGACAGUAUUCCCAAAUCUGCUGAUUUCAUCACUUUGACCUUGCAGCAGCUGGAUGAUAGCAGUGCCCAGGAGGUUUACUUUGCUGCUGAUACCUAUGGCAAUUUGUACAACAUUGUCAUGUGCAAUUUUGCCAACAGCGCUGUCAGCAAGCUUUUCGUUGUCAGUGGCCAGAGUGGUUUGGAUGCUCUGGUUGACAACGAGAAUAUCAAAUACACUGUUACCGGUGCACCGGUGCAGGAGUGUUAUCCUCUCGCGCUGAUUGAUGCUCCUGCUUCUUAG